AUGGCAACUGACGUAUUCCAGCUUGCGCCUUCCGGAGGGCUUUGCAUUUUCAUCCCUGCGUUGCUCGGCCCAGAGGCAUCUUUGGAAGAGCUGGACCACUACGGGCAAAUGGCCCAUGCUGCGCGCCAGACUUGGCUGACAAACACCACCUCCUUCGUGAUUCCUGAGCAGGGUGCGGAGGCUCCAGGAUUGCUGGAAAAGCUCGCCGGCUUGCCAACCACAAGGCUCACGGCACGUGGCCUCACGGGCCGGUCCUUGAGGGCGAUGCUCUUCUGGCGCCACAUCGUGUCCUUGUUAGAAGAAGGCGGCGGCACAGGCAAGUGUGACUGGGUCAUGAAAGUACCGGUGUGGAGCUACGUGAACGCACCAACGCUCAAAAGUCGCCUCGACUGCUUCAAUGCAUCGGAGACCUUUUUUCUCGGCGUGCCCACAGUCGCGUACAGCCCCGGCGAAGAGCCUUUCAUGUUUCCGAAUCCGUGGGGUGGCACAAUCAUUAGCCGAGGACUCUUGGGGCAUGUGGCUGCUUGGACGGACUACUGUAUGAGGUAUGCGGAGACGACGGACACACCCUAUGGCUCCGACAGCUUCUUCGAUGACUACACCUUUGCCAUGUGUCUGAGUGACUUGGGGCGCCUUGUGGCUAGUAACUACGCCGACAUGGAGGGGAGCUUUAUUUUAUUUGACCGGCCCAAUCAUACCAUGUCUAAGUUUGAGACUCAUCCAGAUACGCUGAAGCAGUGUCUACUAGUCGUGGGAAGGCUCGACACUACGGAGCAAGUUCUGCGCGUUCACGAUCGGGUGUCGUGGUCAAAGUGGCACACAAGCAUCCCGUGUAUAGGUGAAUCACAGAUGGGCAAGUUCAGUAUUUCGGAUGCCUACGGGAAUUCCAAAGAGUAUUACGAGGAGCGCAUUCGCUUGGCUUUGUAUUACUGCAAGGCACCCGAGUUUGUCUACCUAGAGAAGUCUUUGUCGCAGCGCUUACAUGGCCUAGACCCUCGUGCAGGGCAGGGUGCCCUAGCCACACCAGUGCCCGGUCCCCCAAGAAUGCGAAGACACCUCUGCAUCUUUGUGCCUUCAAGCGCGCGAAAAUUGCGUUUCAUCGAAGCAGCAGAAACGGCCUGGCGUGUGUGGGGGACGAGCAAUACUUUCUUCGUCAGCAAACAGCCUCUCUCCGUUGUGCUCGAUGGCCAAACAUUCCUGCUAGAAAAUGACAUUGACACGGAUUACGCGCACUUGCCUGUCCGAACAUUCCUUCUUUUUGAGGCUCUUGGCCAGCCCGAGUGGGUAAAUGCCUGCGACUGGUACAUGAAAGCUGAUGCAGACAGUUUCCUGAACGUGCCGCUGAUCGAGCAGCGACUGCGAUGCUUCGAUCCGUCUGACUUUUGGUUUCUGGGCGUGCCACAGGUCGCACACAGUGCCAGGGGUGCAAUGACGAGAUUCGCAUCUGGCGGUGCCGGUUAUAUGAUAUCAAGAGCUUUGCUACCAAAGCUGGCGACAUGGGCUCCGUUUUGUUUGCUACAGCUGUUGCAGCAUGCCGGCGGAACAGGUAUGGAGGACGUUUCCCUCGCCGGUUGCAUAUGGAAGUGGGGGCACAUAGAUGUUGUAAGCUAUGCUGACUAUGAAACGGAGGUUAUCACCAGCGAAGCUGCGCUCAACCGAACGAGGGUGACACACACGCAUCUGCCCGGCGAGAAAUUGGCAGUUCCACCCUGCGCUAUGGUGGUGCACUCUGUGCGGCCUGAAAACCUCGAAACAGUGGCUGCCAACAUCAAGAGUUCCUGGCAGCAGCGAGAUUCCGGCAAGUGUAUUCCGGACCAAUCGCGAUUGAUGCAGGGUGCUGCAACCUUGCUAUCCCCCGAACUCAGCCAUCUGGACAUCGAGGCCUCGAGGCUGGGAAACACCUACCACUGGGCUGUUUAUGGCGAGAAGGAGUAUGAGGUGCUGCUGGCAUGUAGCCAGCAACAGGCCGCAGAUAAUAGCACCUUGUGA
Messenger RNA from Symbiodinium sp. CCMP2456, 1989 nucleotides. NCBI's taxonomy places the organism in Eukaryota, Dinophyceae, Suessiales, Symbiodiniaceae. The record is from the annotation of a GenBank genome assembly.